AUGAAAUCCAGAUCUUCAUCCGUCUCCAGUGGUUCGAGUAGUUCGAGCGGCUCGAGCAAAUCUGGAGGCUCUGAGGGUUCGAAAGCAGAUGAAGACGAGGCUGCGGACGUCGAGCGCAUAGCCUCGGCCGCGACGUGGGCUCAAGAGGCACUAGGCAUUAAAGAAGAAAGCUUGAACUCAUUGUGGUAUGAACGGCUCGGAGACACUUGUUACGCGUUUUCUGAAUAUGCCGCCGCACGCGACAGGUUUGAGAAAGCCAAAAACUUGCCAGACACUCGUUGGACGGCCAACCAGGGCUGGGCCGUUGCAACCUUUGAGCUCGGCAUGGCCGACAACAGUGAGGAGCUGAAAAUGUUGGCCUGCGACGAGAUGGAGACGGUCCUUACAGUUCUGCGAGGUCUUUUCAAGAGUGGCUCAGCGUCCGACGUUGAGUGCCGGAUGCUCGUGGAGAAUGUGAAGCAACUCGCCUCCUGGCAGAAAGGGCUCAAUCAACUUGAUAAAACACUCGCCCUCUAUCAAGAGGCAUUGGAGGUUGAUCCCUACGAGCAUGGAACACACUGUGAUCUUCUCCAGCUUCUCUACAAACAGAACAAGUUGGAAGAUGCAAGGAAAUCUCUUCUUGGAAGUCCAGGUCAAGACGUUACGACCGGGGUUAGAGACCGAGACACCAGCAUAUUCGUCUCUCUGCUCCAGUAUCUUGCUGAAACCGAAGACGAUGAGGGUCAUCUGGGGGUGAUGAACAUUAUUGUCAUCUUGGCCGGUGCAGACCAAACCUUCAGUCAGUUUACCCUCGAGGCUCUUCAGAGUGCUAUUGUCGAUGCUAGAAAGAACAACAACACGGUUGGCGAAGGCAUACUCCUGCUCUAUCAAGGUAUCAUCCUUGCACGUGGUUCAGCUGAUAACAACCGGAUUCAGCAAGCUGCCCGUAGCUGGGAAGAUUGCAUGUCUCUCUACCUUACCUUUCAAUACCACUUGAUGAGAACCCAGGAUUACGCGGCACGGUAUAUGACACAAUAUUAUUUCAAUCAGUCUAUCAAUCAGUCCAGACAAGUCAGUCUUCAAGGCGGAGACGACGAGCACGAGCAACAUUUCAGCAAGCUAUUGCGCAUCUCACGGCAAUCGGCCAACUGGAGUCACAGUUUCAAGCCAGAUUCCUAUCUUGCCGCGUGCUACGUGCAACAAGGCAAGCUCGACAAGGCGCGGGCGCUAUUCAUGGACGAUAUGAUAAUGGCAUUGGAAAUCCUGUCAGAUCAAGACCCGGACAAUGAUUAUUACGGCUACAAAUAUCUGGCCAAUAUUCUCAUGCACGUCGGUGAUGAUCUUAACGCCCUGAGUGCCUGGUCCCUUCUUGGCCCUAGCGAUUUGUUCCGCAGCAAGGAGGAAGAUGGGCAUUCAGAGUCAGAAGGAGCCAAGGAGUCAGAGCCAGAGCCAGAGCCAGAGAGCGUUGAAGACACCCGAUCUAUAUCAGAGGGCCAACACGAACACCAGCGCGAAGGACCACUCACAUACCGAUGCGACGGUGGCUGCGGUCACUAUUGGACAUAUGCCUCGGACAUGUACAUCUGCCGCUUUUGCCCGGACACCCAAUUCACGGGAGACUGUCUCGAGAAAGUGAGAACGGGCAAGCUGGAACGCUUCAUCUGUCAUCCCGUUCACAGUUGGCUGCAUGUGCCGGUGUGGAGCGAUGAAGAGGCUCUUGCCGUCGGCCAGGGAAGGGUCAAAGUGCGUGGUUCUCUGGUCGAUGGCCAAAGAGUCGGAGGGGAGGUUGUCGACAUCAAAGACUGGCUCGACGAGUUGCGUGAACAAUGGAAUGUGCCGAGCCUCUAA
Messenger RNA from Capronia epimyces CBS 606.96, 1827 nucleotides. RefSeq lists its product as uncharacterized. Gene Ontology annotation, molecular function: protein binding. The record is from RefSeq and is a predicted model, not a curated record. The transcript has a single exon. Lineage: Eukaryota; Fungi; Ascomycota; Eurotiomycetes; Chaetothyriales; Herpotrichiellaceae. The coding region runs from base 1 to 1827 and encodes 608 amino acids.